AUGGCGAUUCCCUUGUACUUGAACAUCAAGGAGUCAACUAGUGCUGCUGCCCAACCGGGUGAGGAAAAAUUGCACCCUUCCCCGUGUUUUUCCAUCACGCAACCCGAUUCGAUCUCGUUUUCAGAUGUCACCUACGAGUUUGCCAAAAUCUACCUGGGAAAAGAGCAGAGCUAUCUAGACUUGGUCAACAACUCAACUAGCUCGUGUGUCGUGUUGGUCGGCCCCACUGGAAGUGGCAAGACCACCACGCUCAGAUCCUUGGUCCGUUUACAGUUGCAACAAAGCAGCAAUCAAGGCACAACCCCCUAUCUUACAUCUUUUGAAAUCAGCAACAACAAGUACGCCGUCGACUUGUUGGACACACUGAGCUCGGCACCUCCCAAAAUCUCAAUGGCGACCGAUUUUGAAAGCAAAUUGUUGCGAAAGAAAGCCAGUGCGGCGCUAGUCAAGGAGGUGUUGAAAAAAAGAUUGACUCAAGCAACCGAGUUUAACCAACACUCGUCGAGAUCCUGUCUCGUGUUGACUCUCUUUUGGGGCAACUGCAGAACCACCUUUGUGGAUAUGAUGGGCAGUGAACGAAACUCAGCUUCGAGCUCCAAUGUCUUUGCCAAUACCAACAUCUCUUCGAUCACUCAGUUGAUGAUCAAUAAUAAACACAGCAAGUUCAGGUCUCAUAAUUCCAUUGCAAACUACAUCUUCAAAAAUAAACAUCUCAAAGUCGUGCUCAAUUUGGACCCAUUUGGAGACGAGGCCUUGGUCAAGUCCAGCUUGUCGAAUGUGGCAGAGGUGGUGAAGAACUAUUCCUUGCAAUUGGAAGAAGCAGCUAGUAAUAACAGUAGUAGUAAUAGCAGCAGCCACCCCGGAAGCAGCAGUGCUAUUGCUAGUGACAGCCCACGCAAACCUCAGAAAAGAGUGCCUAGCUAUUCCUUGCCUACUGUUUCAUCCAGUUGUCAUGUGCCAAAAAAGAGGAAACUCAAUAACCCAGGGCAAACACCAAUCAGCUCAUUGGCAGACAAACCACAUUAUGUUAUUCCCAAGUUGACGACGUCUGUGUUUGCCACUGAAAUGCGGAUCAAGGCAAGAGCAACCCUUUCUGCCAGCGACCUCAAAGUAAGAAAAACUCGCGGUCGUUUACCCGUGAAGCCGUUGGGAAAAGCAAUCUUGUCCCAUGCAAACGACUCCAAAACUGUUCUCCAAUUGAAGCAGGAACAAGCGGAAAUAAAAGAUAAAUACAGAGACUCUAUUUCAAACAUCAAAGCAGACAUCGGCAUUUUCAAGCAAGAGACAAUGGACUUGGUGGAGGCCUUUGCCGCUUUGAGAAAGCAAUUGCAGCAUCUCGAGUCCAAACAAACUCUCAAUGUCCAGCAACUUGAAAUUGCCGCACAGGAAAAGACUCAAUUGCAAGGUGAGGCUAGUCAACUUUGCUCGCAAAUUGACCAACUCAAAGCUGCCAAACAAACUCAGGAAGAACUUAUUGCUCAACUUGAAGCGGAGCAAAAAUACACCAAUGCCGAGUUGAUCAAGAGCAACGAGAGCUAUGCUGAGUUGUCGGGGUUAAAAGACUCCCUCGAGCAAGACCUUGCACAGGCUCUAGUUGAAAAUGAAAAACAAUCUGCCCAAAUCAAGUCAACCCGUGAACAACUAGCUAGUGAACAGUUGCAGUCUCAGGACGAAGCCAGGAAGCAUCACGAUCGACUUGCAUUGCUUAAUCAAGAUUUAACCGUGAGUGAGAUGUUGAUUGAAUCCUUGCAAAAAGAAAAAAAGGAACAAGACGAGAAAUUUACCCGUUUGGAAAUGGACUUGAAGGAUGCGACAGACAAAUUGCACUUGCUGGUUGAAAAGAGUACCACGGCGGACAAAGAGUUGCACAACUUGAACUUGCUCUUGAGUGCAAAAGAUGAGGAAAUCCGAAACUUACAAGCGCAGUGGGAACAAGGCCAGCAACAAUUGCAACGUGACCAGAGUUCAACAAGGCUUCUCUCUGACGAAUUAGCCAAAGCUCAGCACCUUCUCGAGGAAAAGGAAGCAUCACUUUGGACAAGUUUGCAAAUUGAGAAUGAGUUGCGUGACAAACUCGCCCAUGCUGAACAGGCGAAUCAAGACUGGGCAUUGAAGUAUGGAGAGGUAAUUGCAGUUGAAAAGCUGCUCAAUGAGAAAUUGAACUCAGCGAUGGCGAGAAAAUUGGAGUUGGAAGCAGCUGCUUUGAAAAAUGGAAACUCGAGUAGGGAAAGAGAGGAACUCUUGAUGAAACUGAACCAGACCGUCACCGAGCUUCAAGCUGAAGUUGGAGGAUUAAAGUCAAGAGAAGCAAAUCUUCAAAGAUUAUACAACGAGUUGAAACUGGCAAAGUCACAACAAGAAUCGGAGCUGUACCAGAAAUUGACCAGCUUAAAAGAAACUCUUGAAAAUAGAGACCAUGAGCUAUCCCGAGCUAAGGACGAGUGUCUGAGAUUGCACCAGAACAUCAGAGAACAAUCCAAGACGGUUGCAGCCUUGGAGGCGCAAGCGCAUGCGGGAGAAGCAGAACACAAGCAACAGCUUGAACAAAUGGCGUUGGCUCAUGAGUUGGCUCUCAAGGAGAAAGUAGAAGCGGCUCGCGUGAGAGAAGCAGAGUAUGAAUCACGCAUCGAACAGAUUGAUAUGGCCCAUGAACAGCAGCUCAGGGAGAAAGAUGCCAAAAUUGCGAAAUUGCACGCGCAAGCGCAAAUACUUGAACACGAUCUCAGCAGUAGCAAUCCGUUGUUUUCAAUCAAGAGCAACUCGCCGCCUCUCUCGGGGUUCAAUCCGCAUGACAUAUACGAGGACCAAGUGGUUGAGCGAAGAAACACCACGGAGUCGAGCGAUGCAAGUGGCUCAAGUGGUGCUAGUCGAGAAAUAACCCCAUUCUCGCCCAUCAAGAUGAAACCACACCACGAUUACAAGAGCCAGAUCAAAGCUCAAGUCAAGAAGAACACCCCCAACAGGAUCCUACAGCCUUCCUCCUCCAAUCGGGUAUCGCUGCUGGAGAAAAAACUGAAAAAGAAGCACGGCAAGAGCCAUAGUAACAAACUAUCAUCUCCAUUUAACGAAGACAAGCGAUCGAGCAAAUCGUCACCUUUGAAAUCUAUACUCGUAUAA
Molecule: messenger RNA, 3117 nt
Organism: Lodderomyces beijingensis
Lineage: Eukaryota; Fungi; Ascomycota; Pichiomycetes; Serinales; Debaryomycetaceae
Source: the annotation of a GenBank genome assembly